Messenger RNA from Lentinula edodes (shiitake mushroom), 720 nucleotides. RefSeq lists its product as uncharacterized. The record is from RefSeq and is a predicted model, not a curated record. NCBI's taxonomy places the organism in Eukaryota, Fungi, Basidiomycota, Agaricomycetes, Agaricales, Omphalotaceae. The transcript has 3 exons. The coding region runs from base 94 to 720 and encodes 208 amino acids.
UGUAAGUCAAUCAAUCAUAUUGGUUCAUAGAGCGACUAACAAUUGGAGCAGAACAAUGAAGCUAAUCAUCAACGACCUUCUUCUCAAUAUUAUAUGUCCACACCACGAUCUCAAAAUCUGCCACCAUCACUAGUCAGUAAUUCUCACUCUGCCAAAAAUCAUCCUCGUCCUCGUCCCCGCCCUCUUGUGCGGUCACCUCCGAACUUCGAGUUGCCUGAUCACUUCGGGAAUACACUCCAUCAGAAUCAGUCAACUACUCCAUAUCAACCUCCACCUGACCCUUGUCCACUUAGUCCUCCUUUGCCAACCCCUGCUGAGUUGGUAGUGAAGGCACAGAAAAAGGCACCAGAAGUGAAGGCUGAAAAGAAGAAGCAUCAACGGGCUUUACCAAAGAAUGAUGAGUCGGAUUCAGGAGGAAGUGGGAAUGAAGCAUGCCCAAAGAAGAAAGGAGGUCGAACAAAAGGUGCCCUUACUUAUGGAGAUGAAGAAUGUCGAAAGCUUGUUGAACGAGUUGGGGACAUGUUGCCGAUUGGUCAGAAGGGUUGGGAAGCAGUUGUUAGCAUAUACAACAAGUGGGCAAGAAAGAAUGGCUAUCUGGAGCAAGAAAGACGGCCACUGGCCAAUAAGUUCAAUAGCCUUGUGACUAUUGCGAAGACGAAACCCACUGGUGAUGCUGAGCGUCACCAGAUGUAUGCUGAAGCACUUAUGGCUGUGUCAUAA